GCCCGGAACUCCCCCACCGAUGUGACCUUCAGGCUGGGUGGCAGGCCACGGCAGAUGAGCAUUGAUGGUCUGGCCUUCAGGCUGGGGAUCCAGUACCACCCCUACUCCCCGCACGAGCUCGAGAUCCCACAUCCACAGGACUGGAACCAGGACGAGUUCUACCGCUGAAUACCUAGACACGACUAUGGGAUGGACUACUUCGACACCGGCCAGACAUACGUCUGCACCCUUAAGCCACAGUGGCACAUCCUCAACAUGCUGAUCACCCACUCCAUCGUCCCCAAUGCCACUGGUUCGCACAAGAUCCCGAAGCGGGUGCUCUACGCCAUGUAUUCGAUGGGGUACCUGGAGCACAUGCUACACUUGGGUUCUUUCGUGGCUAACACCAUCUCUCGUUGCCACGAGAAACCCAACCAUCUCUUCUAUGGUCCCCUGAUCACCCGACUGGCGCGCCACUUCGAGAUUGACCUGGAGGGACUCACGGAUGCCUCAGCACGGGGCGGCUCCACCCCUCUCAGCCAGGAAGUGCUUCGCAAUGCACUCCUCCUGGACUGUAAUGGCGCCCGCUCCUGGGUGGAUGGUUUGUCUUUGCCCCCUGAGGAGGAUGCGGAUCUUGAUGAGGAUGAGAAUGACGACGACUACACCAGCGAGGAAGGGGAUGAUGAUGAUGAUGAUGAUGGAGGGGCCAUGGAGGCUGAUGAGCCAGAGCCCCCGCUCUCCCCCACCAGGGGACCUUUAGCCACGACGGAGAUCCGAGAGAGGCUAGUCCUCCUCCAGUCCUUCUGGUCCGUCGAUGGCUUCUGGCCCGUCAAUGGACUUCUUCACGUAGCACUUCCAGCAGAUGAGGCUCCAGUUUCAGCAGCUCGGGCUCUAGAACCAGCAGCUCAUGGACCAUCAGGUCCAGUUCUAUCAGUAGUAUUCGGCCCACCAGGCUGAGUACCAGUCACGGAUGACGGUUGUGGACGAGCGCCUCGACCGGAUGGACGCUCAGCUGGGAGUCACUAGUUCUCGCAUCGAGCGAGAGCGGGAUCGUAGUCGCCGGAUGAUGGAGUACUAGGAGUACCUGCUCCAGUCCUGCCACCCGCCAUAGGAGCACCACUUAACCACCCAGUGGGACCACUCACCACCCCCGACACCACCAACAAAUGGGGUUGACGACC
Linum trigynum is the source of this 1160-nucleotide messenger RNA. The record is from the annotation of a GenBank genome assembly. NCBI's taxonomy places the organism in Eukaryota, Viridiplantae, Streptophyta, Magnoliopsida, Malpighiales, Linaceae.